AUGUUGGCCAAAGCGUUGUACGAUAAUAAGGCCGAGUGCUCAGAUGAGCUUGCCUUCCGCAAAGGGGACAUCUUGACUGUGUUGGAACAGAACGUCUUCGGCAGCGAAGGUUGGUGGCGGUGCUAUCUACAUGGGCGGCAAGGCCUUGCUCCGGCCAAUCGCCUUCAGCUCUUCACCAUCCCGCAGAAUGACUCUCUUUUGGCACACUCCACCUAUAAUUCCCUCGGGAGGCAGCAGACCCAGCAAAACAUCUACCAGGUACCCUCGGCACCCAAGACGGAGGGUGGAUCUAUGUAUGAGCAGAUGGGAAACUUGUAUAUCACCCCGACGACACCAAAGACCCCACCUGGGGACAUCUAUCAGACUCCGCUGUCAUCUCCUGCACAAAUAAUUUAUGAUAAAGCCAACAGCUCUUCCAAUCAGCAUUUGUUCACUCUCCCACGAGCCUCCAAGGCGUCCAGCAUAAGCAAGACAGAGGUGUACGAUGUCCCACCCUCCAAGCUGAACACAACACCCUCCACACAGAGGGGUAGAACCCCAUCACCGAUCAAUGGGCGGUCGCCAUUUCUCUUAGCAAUGGAGCAAAGUCAACAGCAGCAAAUUUACGACAUCCCAUCAAGCCCAGACACCCCAGAAAAGAGCAACCCCAAGGCCUCCAAAGCCUCCAUUGUAUACGAUAUCCCACCGACUGGAGCGCUGGUUCAGACGAACAGGAGUGACACACCACCUGUUGCUUUCCAAUACAGCACCCUACCAAAUCCUCGCAAGUCUGACUGGAUUUACGAUAUUCCUUUGUCCCCUGAGAGAAACAUUUUAAAACCCAACGGCCGAAAGAUAUCCAUGGAUCGAAAUAUGGUGUACGAUGUGCCGCCAACUCGAUAUGGGCCGGUUCAUUCCAAGACAGAGAGCAGCUCUCCGACUAAUCAAAUAUAUGACGUCCCGCCCAAUAAGUCAAUAGCAGCCAGUCAAUGUCUUUAUGAUAUUCCAGCUUCUCGUGACACUUCCCCUUUGUAUCAGAAUGGAAGCUUACAAAAAGGCUCAUCGAGCUUCGGGAAACCAAAGACGGAGAAGAUUGACUCCAAGGAAAAUGUUUAUGAUAUACCAAGAGGGUCGGCAGUUGGGUCUCCACCAAAGCUAGAAGUGAGUAGCCCGGUGUGCAGUGAUCAGAUUUAUGAUGUUCCGCCACCGCUACCGAAGGACAACAAACCCUCUCUACAUCAGCCUCAAUACGACAGGUUAUCUGUGUCAAGUUCAGAAAGUCGAACCAGCACUUUGUCUACUUCAUCUACAAAUUCUAGCGAGUCUGUGACCUUUUCCACUUCUGAAGACAGUUCAAGUGAAGUGAUUCUAGAACUAGAAGUAGUUAUCAAGAACAUAACUGAACUGCAAGAACGGGUGUCCAGUUCCAUUGCAAGUCUAAUGAUCUUCGUGAGCAGUAAGUGGAGACUGCAGGGAAAUAUGGAAUCAAACCUCGAGGACAUUCACAGAGCUGUCAAUAGCAUCAUCUCUUCUUUGAGGCAAUUCAUCGACUUUGCCCGGACCAUCAAAGCCAGCACAGCUCACUUAACGGACGUUAACAUCCAACUCAGGAUUAACAACCAGUUGCAAACUCUCUCAGAUUCUUUCCUGACUCUUUCCAAGAACCAAGAGUCCAUUAAUCUUUGCAACUGGUCUUUGGAAGCACUGGUCAUGGAUAAACCCCGCACCGCACCUGAUGACCUUGACCAGUUCGUCAUGGUAGCCAGGACGAUUCCGGAAGACAUUAAGAGAUUUGUGUCCAUCAUUAUUGCCAACGGAAAGCUUUUGUUCAAAAAGCAAGAAGAGAAAAGGCCAAAAUCUGAAAAAGGAUAUACGUUGUCCCGGAAACCUCAAGUGCCAACACGACCAGACACAAAGGUCCUUCAGGAAUUCUGUAUAAACCGGUCAGAAGAACAAGGCAAAGAUAAAAAGUACCAGCUGCCAAAACAGAAAUCUGUAGAAGACAGCGGAUAUGUGUACCUGCAGAAAAAAGAAGACUUUGAGAACAUGCAGCAGUUGUCCUCAAUGCAGCAGCUUGAACGUAAAACCAGCCCCGAAGAAAAGAGAAAAGGAUGGUUAAAGCCGGAUUCACGCAUAUACACAAGUGAAGACCCGACAGAGAAAAGUGUUACGCGUUUAUCAAAAGCUCCGCCGGUACCUCCGAAUAAACCAGACAUCCUCCAAAAACACGAUUCCGUCAAGAAACUAGCUCUGUCCAAUCAGUGCUACCUAUACUUUGGCGCCCUCCAGAAGGCCAUCCGAGUCUUCGGCGAUAGCCUGAGCAAACAGGAAACGCCCGAGGUCUUCAUCACCCACGGCAAGCUCAUCAUCAUGGUCGGGCAGAAGCUGGUGGACAUGCUGUGCCAAGACGUGAGGGUCGGCGAAGCACGCAACGACGUCCUCUACAAGAGCAGCGAACUGUGCGGCCUGCUGAAGAGCUUGGCGCUGGCGACCAAGACGGCCGCCAUUCAGUACCCCAACACGGCCGCCAUGCUGGAGCUGCAGCACAGGACGGCCGAGCUGUCCAAUCACACGCAGCUUUUCAGGUCGAUGCUGGAAUGACAGGGGCCCGUCUGUUGACUUUUUUAUUUAUUGACUUCUUCUCGGAACCAAAAAAAUGGA
Nanorana parkeri is the source of this 2640-nucleotide messenger RNA. It is a transcript of the gene CASS4, whose product is annotated as Cas scaffolding protein family member 4. Gene Ontology annotation, cellular component: cytoplasm; plasma membrane. The transcript has 7 exons. NCBI's taxonomy places the organism in Eukaryota, Metazoa, Chordata, Amphibia, Anura, Dicroglossidae. Gene Ontology annotation, molecular function: protein binding. The record is from RefSeq and is a predicted model, not a curated record. The coding region runs from base 1 to 2580 and encodes 859 amino acids. Gene Ontology annotation, biological process: cell surface receptor protein tyrosine kinase signaling pathway; cell migration.